AUGGCCACGUUCCAUAAUAAUUCGUCACUGUCGUCAUUAAAUUCUGCAAAGAAGGACAAGGAACUUCCUCCAAUACCGCCACUUGUUGCCGGUGGAGGCGACGCAAUUCUCGAGUCCAAGACACUCAAGCGGAAGAACUUCAAACAGCUUUCGCUUGGGGGCACAUCGACAGGGUUACAAACAUCUACACCUUCGAUUACCACCACAACUCCAACUUCGUCGUCUACCAUUUCCACCUUCACCUCAGAUAAUGAUAUGGGACUUCUUUCUAAACUGUCCCUCACUGAACGUAGAAAUAAACUCAGACCAGACAAAUUGGUAAACUUUAAAGUUGAUGUGGAUAAGUUAAAUAAUUCCAAUUCCAAUUCCAAUUCCAAUUCAAGUUCAAGUUUACAAACUCCUACGCAUAAUUUGAUAAUUAAUCAAAUAUCCAACCUUGAACUAUCAUCCGGGAACGCCACCAACAGACCAAUCAAUGCCAUUGGGGUUGUCGGGUCAACCACCACCCCAACAAACAACAACAACAACAUCUUGGUGAGUAGGAAACGCCAAACGGUUAUUUCUCUGAUCUCACCAACAAAGUCAAUAUCUUCUAUCCCUCUGUCUGCAUCUUCCAUUAAUUCGGGGCAAAGACUCAACUUUGCCGAAUCAUUGGUCAAUGAUGAUGCGUUGGCCUCAUCUCCCAUAUCCACCACAUCUUCACUUAAACUCAACAAUAAGGACUUAGUAACGUUGAAAAACCUUGGGUCGGGUAACUCGGGUACCGUUUCAAAAAUCCUUCACAUUCCUACAAAGAAGAUUAUGGCCAAGAAAAUCAUUCAUAUUGAUCUGAAGACUGUAAUUCAAACACAAAUCAUUCGUGAAUUAAGAAUUCUUCAUGAAUGUCAUUCUCCAUUUAUUAUCGAUUUCUAUGGAGCCUUCAUCAAUAACAGUAACACCAUUGUCAUAUGCAUGGAGUAUUGUAAUUGUGGAUCUUUAGAUAAGAUCUUGCCAUUAUGUACACCAUCACAAUUCCCACUUUAUGUGUUGAAGAAAUUAACAUAUUCCAUUUUAUCUGGAUUAGCAUAUUUAUACACCACUCAUAAGAUUAUUCAUCGAGAUAUCAAACCAUCCAAUGUUCUUAUGACCCAUAAGGGAGAGUUCAAGUUGUGUGAUUUUGGAGUUCUGAGAGAAUUAACCAAUUCUUUAGCUAUGGCUGAUACAUUUGUCGGGACUUCCAUGUAUAUGUCCCCCGAGAGAAUUCAAGGGCAACAUUAUGGGAUCAAGUCAGACAUAUGGUCCAUGGGAUUAAUGUUGAUUGAAUUAGCCAGUGGGUCAUAUGUUUGGAACGAUGAUGAUGACGAUGAAGACGAAGAUUCUACAAAUAAACCUAAAUGUCCGAAUGGGAUUUUGGAUUUACUACAAAGAAUUGUUAAUGAAACUCCACCAAGUUUAACUGGGAAAGUGAAUUCCAUUACCGGAGAAAAAUACGAUGAAAAAUUAUGUCAAUUGAUUGAUUCAUGUUUAAUUAAAGAUGAUAAGGUGAGAAAAUCACCAUGGGAACUUUUGCAAGAUACAGAUGGAUUUUUGGAUGGAGUUGAAGAUGGAACGUUUGAUAAGGAUGUAAAAUCAUGGGCCAAAAAGGUUCGAAAGAACCACAAAGAAAAGAAUGAAGGUGAUAACCACAAAGAUACUACUGUAUAG
Messenger RNA from [Candida] anglica, 1683 nucleotides. The record is from the annotation of a GenBank genome assembly. NCBI's taxonomy places the organism in Eukaryota, Fungi, Ascomycota, Pichiomycetes, Serinales, Debaryomycetaceae.